Molecule: messenger RNA, 1132 nt
Organism: Coprinopsis cinerea okayama7#130
Lineage: Eukaryota; Fungi; Basidiomycota; Agaricomycetes; Agaricales; Psathyrellaceae
Product: non-histone chromosomal protein 6
Exons: 4
Coding region: 231-785 (184 amino acids)
Source: RefSeq, a predicted model, not a curated record
CAAUAGCCCACACCCAACGUACCCUCUCCCUCUAUAUAUUCUCUCCCCUUUCUUUUAAUUACUUAUCGUAAGUCAUCGUCUUCUAAACACUCUAUCAUGCAUCUUCGACGUCUUUGGACCGUCGCUGCUCAUCGAUAACGCCCUCUUCGUCGUCGUCUGCGAGAGCGACCGCGGUACUUUGUUUGUUUGGCGAUCAACCCCCUAUAAUAUCGCGUCGCGCGCCCUGAUCAAUGGCCUCGAGCGCACCUCUGCGUCUUCAACGACCCGUAGAGGCGUCGGAAUCCAUCCUUGGGCGUCGUCGGGCACCUCUGGGCGUCGUCGGCGUCGGCGUGUCUCACUCUCUCCCCGCCUCCGAAACUCGGUUUACUGAUUCAUCCUCUUUCCCUCUUUCCACCCUCUCCAUCGCGUAUAUACAGAUGCCCAAGGACUCUGCUAAGCCCAAGCGCAAGGCUGCUGAGAAGGCUGAGAAGGCACCCCGCGCGGCUGCCUCCAAGUCUAAGAAGGACCCCCUCAAGCCCAAGCGGGCUCUGUCUGCCUACAUGUUCUUCUCGCAAGACUGGAGAGAGAGGAUCAAGGCUGAGAACCCUGAUGCUGGCUUCGGUGAGGUCGGCAAGCUUCUCGGUGCCAAGUGGAAGGAGUUGGAUGAGGAAGAGAAGAAGCCCUACAUUGAGCUCGCCAACAAGGACAAGGAACGGGCCGAAAAUGAAAAGUCGGCGUACGACAAGGGCAUCAAGAAGAGCCGGGCCAACUCUGGAUCUGGUGAAGAGGAUGAAGAUGACGAGUAGUUGACAUAUUCCGUGACGCUCCCCACCGCCGCGCUCCGCUACGACGGUUAUAUCCUUGCUUUGUUACCCUUGCAUUUCGUUUCCUGUGCUUUAGUGUGUACUAUUUCCUCUCUUUUUUCGUGUUGUGCAGUUUUAGGGCCUCUGUUCGCCGCUGACGUUUGUAUUAUCUGCCUGAGCGUGGUUACUGUUAGACUAUAAUGCCGUCGUCGCUGUUCUAAGUUCAGCCGGCGCGCUGCUGCUGUUACGAUUUACCGGUUGUUCAAGCCCCCUUAAUAUUACCAUGCCAUGUUGUAAUAAUUGUGUGUAGAUUGUAAGAGCAGCAAUUAUCAUUGUUUUCCUAUCCAAAA